This is a messenger RNA of Anopheles coustani, 1801 nucleotides long. Its product is annotated as mitochondrial import receptor subunit TOM40 homolog 1-like. The coding region runs from base 146 to 1150 and encodes 334 amino acids. NCBI's taxonomy places the organism in Eukaryota, Metazoa, Arthropoda, Insecta, Diptera, Culicidae. Gene Ontology annotation, molecular function: transmembrane protein transporter activity. Gene Ontology annotation, cellular component: mitochondrial outer membrane translocase complex; mitochondrial outer membrane. Gene Ontology annotation, biological process: protein import into mitochondrial matrix. The record is from RefSeq and is a predicted model, not a curated record. The transcript has 4 exons.
UUCGAUCUGAGAAUCGUGUAUCGAAAGAAUUCACGAGGUUUGUGGUAAACGACGAAGAAUCACGGAAUUGUGUAGAACAGUGAACUGUUAGUCCCUUCGUCCAAUUCCUCGGCUUGCCUGAAGUCAAAGCAAGUGCGCCAAGAUCAUGGGAAAUGUGUUGGCCUCGUCGAAACCCAUCACUGGUCCCGGUGGCUUACCUCCGCCGAUGCCAACAGAAGCGAUACCCGCCGCAAGCGAUGGAACCGGCGUGAGUGCGGGCAGAUCGGCGACGGAAUCUAAACCAUUGGACAAUCCUGGCACCAUGGAGGAUCUUCACAAGAAAUGCAAAGAUGUGAUGCCAGUAAACUUUGAAGGAGCCAAAUUAAUGAUCAACAAGGGACUGAGCAAUCACUUUCAGGUGUCACAUACGAUCAACUUAAAUUCCUCGAAUACUAGCGGUUACCGUUUCGGCGCCAUGUACGUCGGUACGAAACAGCUGUCCCCAACGGAAGCAUUCCCCGUUGUGCUUGGGGACAUUGAUCCUUCGGGAAACCUGAAUGCAAACAUUAUUCACCAGUUGACUCCGCAGGUUCGGUGCAAAUUUGCUUCUCAGAUCCAAAGCAGUAAGGUCACUGCCGCCCAACUAACGACGGACUAUAAGGGAUCGAACUACACGACCUCGCUUACCGUUGGUAACCCAAAUCUAAUCAAUAACUCUGGUGUCAUUGUGGCACACUACUUACAAGCCGUUACCAAUCAUCUGUCUAUGGGAGGCGAAUUUGCAUACCAGUAUGGUCCAGCAGUUCCUGGUGGACAAAUUGCUUUAAUGUCAGCGGCAGCAAGGUAUGCCACCGAUCUUUUCACAUGGUCCGGGACGGUCGGGGCGGCCGGAAUUCAUCUCUGUUACUACCAGCGUGCCAGCGAGCAGUUGCAAAUCGGAGCUGAAGUGGAGACCAGUUUUCGCAUGCAGGAAGCCGUUGCCACUAUUGGCUAUCAAAUUGACCUACCAAAGUCGGACCUUGUGUUCCGAGGAAUGGUGGACAGCAACUGGACGGUUGGAGCCGUCUUGGAGAAGAAGCUACAGCCCUUACCUUUCACUUUUGCUCUCAGUGGUUUACUGAACCACACAAAAAAUCAAUUCCGGCUCGGGUGCGGAUUGAUAGUUGGCUAGAGAGUUGCCAACGUGAAGAGUGAAAGUCAGUCGUCUAGUGCUUGUGGUUGCGGUAGAAGAUAUUUGAUUUGAUCAAAAUAAGCAUUUCCGGAGAAUCCUGACACAUUCUAUGCAGAAAGACUGGGAGGGAGAAAGAAGCAAUAUGCUCUGGUGUGGCUGCAUUAGCAACAUCGAUGAGAAGACAUUAUGAAUUAUGCUACAACAUACAACACUACCCAGGGAAAGUAGCAAACAAGUUACUUGUGAGUAAUAGCAGAAAAUACAAUGAACAAACUAUUGCAAAAUAUAGUAACAGAAAGAUUUAACAGAGUCAUCACCCUGUAGAGGGAAAAGCAAAGUGCUCCUAUGAUCUAUCCCCGUAAACUUUGUUUUGAUAAUGCUGGUAAGCAGCACUACAUAUGAUCUAUCUUGGAAUAAUAUGUUGCUUGUUUCUCGUCUGAAACUGCCCACGCCAUAGUGUGUCAAGUCAGAAUAAACAAAUCGCGAAUGCGAUCCACAAAAGUAAUGCACAUCGUACCUCACAGUAAACAUCAUUGUUCAGUUCGGAAUCAUCGCCUAGUUAGUAUAAGGAAGCGAAGUUAUUUUUGCUUCAUCGAACAGUCAUUCGGUUUUAUUAAAAAGCGAAAAACACGACCAGCUUUUGUUAUUCAC